Messenger RNA from Pimephales promelas (fathead minnow), 855 nucleotides. The record is from RefSeq and is a predicted model, not a curated record. Lineage: Eukaryota; Metazoa; Chordata; Actinopteri; Cypriniformes; Leuciscidae.
AUGACAGGCUACACACUUCACGAAAAAUGUGAUACUCUGAGAGAGCAAAGACCCCCUGCCCCUGGUGUGACGUCUCUCUGCCGCUUUGAAAUUCUCAAGCGCCUUGUGGAGGUGCAACAUCACACCUCUUCAUCCUGGAUAUAUUGGGCUUCUGCCUCCAGCUCUUUAGCAUUCACUCAGGGAGCCGCAUGCCAGUUUGAAUACAAGCGAUCACCUACCAGCGUUGAUGCUGGGUACUUCAGUGCCUGUGGAAGUCUUUCUCCGAGCUCCUCCAUUGAUUCUGGGUGUUUUUCUCCUCCCGUGAGCCGUUGGGGAGCUGGAAGACAUCCGGAGGCUGCAGGGGAACCCAACAUCGACUGCAUACCAGCUUUGAAACCCAGAACCAUUCUUCCUGCUGAGGGAAAGAGACGUUCCAGGUCCAAAAACCCCGGAACGAAGCGUCAGACGGCCAGCGAAAGAGAGAAGCUCAGGAUGAGGGAUCUGACCAAAGCUCUCCAUCAUCUCCGAAACUACCUACCUCCUUCUGUGGCUCCUCCUGGACAAACCUUGACCAAGAUUGAGACCCUUCGCCUCACUAUUAGCUACAUCUCGUAUCUUUCUGCUCAGCUGGAACAGUCUGAGACUUCCAGUCAUGAAACAUCAUCAAGAUGCUUCUCUUCAGAGAGGCUUCAGACUGAGGCCUGGUGUCUGGAUGGGCCAGAGGAACUCAUGCAAGACAAUGUCCAGAACUGUCCAACAUUCACAGCCUUCAGUGAUUCAACUCAACAGAUGGAAAACAACAUUCCUUCUACUUCAUAUAUGUUUCCCUGUGCAACAACACACGAUGCUACAUACAGCCAUCUGUUUUUUCAAUGA